GAAAUGCACUUGGAGAUGGAGGACAGUUCUUCAUCUGGCAGACGCUGAUAAUGACUUCCAACAUUUGUGUCCUGACUUAUUCUCGAAUGAGGUAGCUUGAGUAGGUGAAGUGUUUAAAUUUCAUCACCCAAUUCUUGGUUUUUGAAAUACUGAUUGGUCAUUAGCUUUGGGUGUCUUAUUUUCCUUAACCAUUUUUUAGCUUUGUAUGAGUCAGAUGCCUACAUAUUCAUGGAAUUUCUAGUUUACUAGACAUCUGGAAUUCUUGGGAAAGCCUUGCCCUGUUGCUCAAUAAAAUUCACCUAGGUGAAAAUAUGAUAUACUAUUUAAUAAGUUAUUGAAAUAUUGAAAUACGUAUAAAGUAUUGUUUUUGCUUAUUUAAAAAGAGAUCUCUCCACAACAAAUACUAGUAUUAUUUCUAGGUCCAGCAAUGUUAGGCAUGUUUAUCUUCUCAACUUGUAUCAUUCUUCUCAUUCAGGUUUUACGGAUCAUGGGAAUCCGGAGGGUAGUGGGAUUUGGAUAUAUGUUCCUGGGAUUGUGGACGAGUUGGUAGAAUUUGAAUUUUAGUGCUUUAAUAUUAUUAUUUGGAAUCUUCAAAGAAGCGGGCACGGUGUUUGAAACGAGAAAAAGGAAAGAUCUUAGGUUGAUGGGAUUCAGGAGAAUUUCUUUUUCCUUGUAAAAAUUAGUUAAUCGCCAGACCGUUAUUGAGGAAUUAAGGAUUGAACAUGGGGGUAGCUUAUUUGAAAUUGAAAGAUACAAUGACGUCUUUUUGGAUAAGUGAGUAGACUGGACUGGACCAUUCAUUGGGAGAAUAAUCAAACACAUCAUAAUGUUAGUAGUAUAGAACAAAAGAAAGGUUUAGGCCAUGAUUAAACAAGCCAAAGGCGGCCUCAGUUGCGGAGUCUACAUAGGUCGGAAAGAAAAAUAAAGGGUACGUGAAAACAAAGUGCCGGCGCUUGUAAUUUACAAUUCGGCUGGCCUCCGCCCCACAAGGCUCCAUCAGCACCAAGUUAAAGUCUUGACUACACGCCAAAUCCCGCUUGUGCGUGGAGGGAGGAGAGAGAGAGAGAGAGUGGAUUAUUUCAUUUGACUUCUAAGCUUCAAAUGAAGAUUAUCGCAAAAGGUUUCUACCUUUUGUGCCCGUGAAAAAACCGGGCUGAGAUUGAUUGAAUAUGGUUGAAGGGGGAAUGUCGUGUAUUUGUGUGUAGGGCACCAAUGGUCCUUGCAAUUAUUGCAAGGUGACAAAAGGCUUCCAAAGAGCUGUAACAAAUUCUGCCCACUGUUUCCACCAUCAUUUCCUCUCUUUCACACCAUGUUGACUUGCUUCAAAUGGCCUGUUGCUGCUGCUAGAACCGUUCUUCAGCAAGUCAGGGUCUUGGACAAGUUCCAUCGAUGCAAGCGAAGACAGCAUAAGAGAUUGUUUUCGGGUUUUGAUUUGUUAGCCUCGUCUUUCACUGCUAUGGAAGUGUCCAACCAGCUGAAACAAGUAUUCAGGCUCCUUGACACGAAUGGGGAUGGCAAAAUAUCCUCCUUCGAGCUCAGUGAAGUACUCCUGUGGCUAGGACAGGAGAAGUCCACAGCCGUCGAGGAAGCUGAAGGCAUGGUCAGAGAAGUGGACUGCAACGGGGAUGGGUUCAUCGACUUGGACGAGUUCAUGCGCGUCAUGAAUACUGACUUCACAGUUGGUAGCAGCAGCACCUGUGAUGAUGGUCUGAUGGAUGCUUUUUUGAUUUUCGAUUCUGACAAGAAUGGAGUGAUAUCCGCGGAAGAGUUGCAGCGUGUUCUAAUCAGCCUUGGAUGCGUUAAGUGCAGCCUCCAAGAGUGUAAACGUAUGAUUAAGGGAGUCGACAAAGAUGGCGAUGGGUUUGUUGAUUUUGAAGAAUUUAGAUCAAUGAUGACAGGAUGUGCUAGUACUAAAGCUAUAUGAGGCUGACCCUGGAUUUCGAUCAUUCAACAAGCUUUGUAGGGAAGAAGAAGAAGAAGAAGAAGAAGAAGCAUUUAAGUACCAGAAGUUCUUCUUUGCCUCUUGUAGAUAAGUUUUCACCAAGGUAGGCAAGGAAGCUAUGUGGGAUUCAUGCAGGAAGACUAGAAUGACUGAUUGUAGACAUUGUUUCCCCUUUCAAUUAGGUUUAGUUGAAUUGUUUUUUCAAUAAACUCAGUGCCUGCAAUGCUUCUGAUUUUGAAAUAUGUCACUAAAUCCCUUGAGAAGCAAUUAAGAAAAAUUUGUAAUGUUUUAAGAAGGAUGCUACUCUCUACU
Messenger RNA from Vitis riparia (riverbank grape), 2254 nucleotides. Its product is annotated as probable calcium-binding protein CML23. The transcript is spliced from 2 exons. The record is from RefSeq and is a predicted model, not a curated record. The coding region runs from base 1310 to 1924 and encodes 204 amino acids. Lineage: Eukaryota; Viridiplantae; Streptophyta; Magnoliopsida; Vitales; Vitaceae. Gene Ontology annotation, molecular function: calcium ion binding.